AUGUCAGGAUCAGCCCCGGAGGAGCCUGAGACCUCCAUUCCUCAAAGCACAGCUAGUGUUCCUGACCCUGCUCCGGUUGCUGUCGGACCUGGAGGCUCAAGUGACAUUUCCUUUGGUGAGCACAAUCUUAGCUUCACCACCACAGACGUCAGCCUGGUGGAGCUGAUGGAAAUUGAGUAUACCCAGCUGCAGCACAUACUUUACUCACAUACGGAGACACAAGCUAGUGAAGGUGGAGCGGAAGCUAGGCUCAAUUCUUUCUCCUCGCCUGGUCAUUCUGCAGCCCCACCUCUGCACCAGACCUCACUGAACACCAGUCAGGAGGGGUGUUCAUCAAACAGCUCUGGGAACCAGUCAGUUUACCCAGUUAUCUGUCAGUCAGGAUUACCUUCUGACAGCAGUUUGCUAAGUUCAAACCCACGUUUGGGCUAUGCUGACUUUCAGGAGCUCAGAAUGAUGUUACUUAGUGAGUCUAACGUCCCUUUGAACCAAACAGAUAAAACGCCUAACAGUAGCUCUGUAGAAGUCCCAGGUCACAGUUUAGUAAAAGUUAAACAUGAUGAAAAUUUUGUUGGGAUGAAUAAAGGAAACAUACUUGUUGAAAAUUCGGCACUGGCACCAGAGCCUAGAUCUAAAUCUGCAGUCAGAGUUCGGUUGGAAGACAGAUUCAACAGCAUCCAGACAGAAAACCCCAGAUGUCAAGAACCCCAGGAAUCUGGAGUAACUCUGAACAAUUUAGUAACAUUGAUCCGACAGCCAUCAGAACUGAUAGGUGUUCAUCAGCAAGAAAACAAGUGUGCUGUGUUAGGGAAAAAUAAGGCUGCACCUGCCACGCCUUCUUUACAGUUCACGUACCCGUUGUUUACUAUGAAUGCAUGUUCUACUGCUGGGAGUGCUAAUCCUUCACAAGCACAGACCUCUGGAACGUCUUGCGCCAUUCUGGAAGCUGCCAAACAUCAGGACCUUGGGAUACCCAAGACAUUCUCUUUCUGCUAUCAGGAAAUUGAACCCACAAAACAGACAGUAGGUGCUAUGAAUAAAGCUUUGCCUGAGGAAGUCUGGAUUAAAGUUGGAGACACCUUAUGCAAGCAAGCGAUAAACAGAAGUUGCAGCCGAAUAAACCCAUUGGAUCCAAACAUAGAUCGCAAACCUCUUGCUGAAAUUCAGAAUAUUCGUAAUGAUAGCCAGAGUAGUGCAUCUGCCCAGGGCCUUUGGCAGUCAGCACAGUCAAAUUCAAGUCUGCCGCUGCAAAGUGGUACACAGGAUGGAAUCGCUCAGCGAAGAGAAAGACAUAACCGCAUGGAGAGAGACAGAAGGCGCAGAAUCCGGGUUAGUUGUGAUGAGCUGAAUCUUCUGGUUCCAUUCUGUACUGUUGAUACUGAUAAGGCAACAACUUUACAAUGGACCACUGCGUUUCUGAAGUACAUUCAGGAAAGGCAUGGUGAUUCUCUGAAACAGGAAUUUGAGACUGUGUUCUGUGGUAAAACAGGCAGGAGACUAAAAAUAGCAAGAUCAGACUCAUUUGUAACAUGUCCAGUGCAGGAAAGCCGCAUGGCUAUGGAGACCAAGUAG
This is a messenger RNA of Cariama cristata (Red-legged seriema), 1572 nucleotides long. It is a transcript of the gene TCFL5, whose product is annotated as transcription factor-like 5 (basic helix-loop-helix). Gene Ontology annotation, molecular function: protein dimerization activity; DNA-binding transcription factor activity, RNA polymerase II-specific; RNA polymerase II cis-regulatory region sequence-specific DNA binding. The record is from RefSeq and is a predicted model, not a curated record. Gene Ontology annotation, biological process: regulation of DNA-templated transcription; spermatogenesis. Lineage: Eukaryota; Metazoa; Chordata; Aves; Cariamiformes; Cariamidae. Gene Ontology annotation, cellular component: nucleus.